Rotaria sp. Silwood1 is the source of this 2007-nucleotide messenger RNA. The record is from the annotation of a GenBank genome assembly. Lineage: Eukaryota; Metazoa; Rotifera; Eurotatoria; Philodinida; Philodinidae.
AUGAUAGGUACAACUUUAACACAUUCAGCAGAAGACAAACAGAAUCUGGAAACAUAUCAUUUGAUUUGGCUAGAUAGUUCAGCAAAUAAGUCCAAAGAAAACAUAAACGCUCAACAAAUACUUCGAACAUCGAUAAAUCAUUUAUUAACAUUUGAAGAUGAUGAACUAUGCCUUCGAUAUAUUGAUGGUCUAUCCAAUGAUGAUCGAGUUGUUCUAAUAGUCAGCGGACGACUAGGUCAAACAGUUGUUCCUCAAGUUGCAUUUCUUCGAAAGGUCAUAUCCAUUUAUGUUUAUUGUAUGGAUAAAAAAGCCAAUGAACAAUGGACCCAACAUUUCUCUAAAGUAAAAGGUGUCAUCGUUCGAUUGGAUGAACUCAUUGAGCGAAUUCAAUCUGAUCAAAUUCAACGACAACAUAAUAAAAUUGAUGAAUCAUUAACUAUCAAUAUUUAUAAAUCAAAGAUUCAUGAUCACGAACAAUCAUGCAUGGGUGUAAAUGGUCAAUUUAUUCAUACUCAUUUAUUAAUUGAUUGUCUUAUUCGAAUGGUACCAACAUUAAAUGAUAAAAAAGAUUUUGUUUGUCUUUGUAAACAACAAUAUAAAAGUAAUUCAACAGAAUUAAGUAUUGUGGAAGAAUUUGAUAAACACUAUUCAUCUAAUCGAGCAGUAUGGUGGUACACACGAGAAUGUUUUCUCUAUCGAUUAUUGAACAAAGCACUUCGAGUACAAAAUAUUGAUUUAUUAUUUUUAUUAAGAUUUAUUAUUCGUGAUAUUGGACAACAAUUAGAAAUUAAUAAAUGUACAUCACCAAUUCGAGUUUAUCGAGCACAAAAAAUGUCAAAAGAUGAAAUCGAAAUAUUGAAAAAUUCUGUCGGAGAAUAUAUAUCGAUGAAUUCAUUUCUUUCUACAAGUCUUAAUCGACAGAAAGCCAGAGCAUUUCUCUAUUCUUCUAAUCUUACAGAUGAUAUUGAACAAGUCUUCUUUGAAAUUGAUGCUGAUCCUCGGUUGAACAAUAUCAAAGCAUUCAGUAAGAUCAAUUCAUUUAGUUACUUUCCAGAAGAAGAAGAAGUUCUUUUCAUGGUUGGAUCUAUCUUUCGACUUGUUAGUAUUCAAUGUGAUAAUGAAAAAAUCUGGAAUAUUCGAAUGAUAUUAUGUUCUGAUGAUGAUCAUCAAUUACAAACACUCUUUCAACAUAUGAAAAAUGAAUUAGGUACUGAACAAACAAAUCCUCUUGUAUUUGGUAAUAUCAUUCGUAAAAUGGGAAAAUUGGAUGAUGCGGAGAAGUAUUAUCGUUGUUUUCUCAAUCAAUUUUCUUAUGAUGAUUCAAAUGUAGCUCAUGGUUACCAUGCACUAGGACUAGUAGCCGAUGAUAAAGGUGAUUAUGAAUCAAGUUUGAUAUGGUAUAAUAAAUCACUUGAAAUGUUCAAACGAAUAUUGAAACCAAAUGAUCCGAAUAUCGCUACAUCUCACAACAGUAUUGCUAUUGUUCAUCAACGAAAGGGUAAUUAUACAUAUGCAUUAGAAUCAUAUGAGAAGGCACUGUCGAUUUGGAAACAAGCUUUUGGUGAUAAUCAUCCUUGUAUAGGUAUAUGUCUCAAUAAUAUGAGUAAUGUAUAUCGAAAUGAGAAGAAAUAUUCAAAAGCACUUGAAUGUGUAGAAACAGCAUUGAUUAUUCUUCAAAAACAUCUUCCUGUUGACCAUACAGACUUAGCUUCAAUAUAUGGUAGUAUGGGUAAUAUUCAUCUAUGUCUUAGUCAUCAUGAUCAGGCAUUACAAAACUAUAACCUUGCGCUAAAAAUCUAUAAAAAAUCUCUUCCUGCUCAACAUACUGACAUUGCCAUGACAUUGUACAAUAUUGGAACUGUUUAUGAAGAUAAAAAUGAAUAUGGACAAGCACUUAGCUAUUUUAAACUAGCAGAAGAUAUCUAUCAUCAUUCAUUACCUUCAACACAUCCUAAGUUGAUCCAACUUGAACAAAGUAUCAAACAUAUUUCAUCAAAAUUGAAAUAG